UACAGAGAAAACGAAACUAACUCCGGGGCUCCGUCUCCCGGAUGUUGAGACAGCAAUGGCUGCCGGCGGUCCGGUCAAAGAUCUCUGCGAGGAAGCUACCUGCGCCAUCUGCCUGGACUAUUUCAAGGACCCCGUCACGAUUGCAGCGUGCGGCCACAACUUCUGCCGAGCCUGCCUGACCCGCAGCUGGGGGGAGGCGGGAGCCGCCGAGCCUUCCUGCCCCCAAUGCAGAGGAAGAGCUCAGCCAAACAGCCUCCUGCCUAAUCAGCAGCUGGCCAACUUCGUGGAAAUCAUUAAGAAACUCUGCCCACAGGAGGGAAUGGAGGCAAAAGCAAAGCGGGGAGAAGGAAAGGGAGGACUCUGCAAGAAGCAUCAGGAACCCCUGGAACUUUUCUGCAAGGACGAGGAAGCCCCCCUCUGUGUGGUCUGCAGCAGAUCCAGGGAGCACAAAGAUCAUCGAGUGAUUCCUCUGGAAGAGGCUGUUCAAGAUAAUAAGAUAAUCUCAGCAGCUGGAAAGGUUCAAGUAUGUGAGAAACACCAGAAGCCCUUGAAGCUCUUCUGUAAAGAUGAUAACGCUCCCAUUUGUGUGGCUUGCGAUGGAUCCAAGGAGCACAAAUACCACGAGGUGAUUCCUCUGGAGGAGGCAGCCCAGGAAUAUAAGGAUGACAUCUGUAGCUUCCUUGAGGGUUUGAAGGAGGAGAGAGCAAAAAUUCUGGUGUUUAAAUCGAAUGUAGUAAAGGAAAGCCAAGACCUGCUGAAGCAAACAAAAGGAGACAAGCAAAAGAUAGUGGCUGAGUUCAGGCAACUACACCAGUUUUUGGAAAUACAAGAGAAACAUCUGCUAGCCCACAUGGAGGAGGUGGAGAAGGAGGUUGUGAGCGAAAGGGAUGACCACCUGGCCAGACUCUCCCAAGAACUUUCCUCUCUUGAAAGCCUCAUCCUGGAGGGGAAGAGGAAGAUUCAGCAGCCACCCUGUGAACUCCUGCAGGAUAUCAGAACCACUUUGCAGAGACUUGAGGGAAAAGAGAAAUUUGUUACUCCAGUGGUUUUUGCACCUAUUCUGAAGUGGAAGAUCUGGGAUUUCUGGGAUAUCGGUCCCUUUCUGGAGGGUGUCAUGAAGCAAUUCAAAGACACUCUGGUCUCCGGGCUUCAGCAGCAGAAAGCAAAUGUGACUUUUGAUCCAAACACGGCCCACCCCUUACUCAUCCUGUCUAAGGGUCAGAAAAGCAUGAGAGAGACAGAGAACCGUCAAAAUCUGCCCAACAAUCCUGAGAGAUUUGAUGUCUUUGUUUCUGUGUUGGGAUGUGAGGGGUUCACUACAGGCAGGUAUUUCUGGGAAAUCAUUGUGGGCCAUGAACAAGAAUGGGCUGUGGGGAUUGCCAGAAAGUCUUUAACGAGGAAGGGCGAAAUCAACUUUAGUCCUGAGGGAGGGAUCUGGGCUGUGGGGAAGGUGGCUGCUGGUUAUGUGGCUUUCAGUCAUCCUCAGAGACAUCCUCUUGCCCUGAAUGGGGGGCUCAAAAGGAUCCGAGUAACUCUGAACUGUGAUGCGGAGCAGGUGGCUUUUUUUGAUGCUGACACAGCAGUCCUUCUCUACACAUUCUCAGGAGCCUCUUUCUCUGGAGAGACCCUCCUGCCCUUCUUUCGUGUGCGUGAAAAAGGCCACCUCAGACUCCCUCUUUAAAACGCUUUUAAAAAUCUUCACAGCCAAUCAAAUGUCCCAUGGCUGAAGCCUCAUCAGUCCACAUCCACUUUUUAGAAACACUUGGCUGGCACCAGAAAAGGUGUCAGCGGGUACCAUGUGGGGAACCCCUGAUGUUUUACCUCUAGGUGCCAGCUUCCUGACCUACUCAAUCAUGGCAAAAUAAGCUCUCCUUCCUUGGAAGUUUUUAAACAGAGGUUGGAUGUCCAUCUGAAAGCAAUGAAGAUCCUGUGAAUUUAGGGGGAGGUAUUUGUGAGUUUCCUUCCUUGUGCAAGGAGGGUUGGACUAGAUGAUUCUGGAGGUCCCUUCCAACUCUUUGGUUCUAUGAUUUUAAGCUUCUGUGCUGCAAUUUCUCAUAGCAGUCUCCUCCUCCCCUCCCAAUUUCCAAUGGAUGUCAUACAAACUAGGCUCCCAAAGUAAUAGUGAUCUGCUUGUAAAGGAAAGUGAUCAGUGAAUGAGACAGAGCAAUCCAGAAGGGCACUUUGAUAUGGGAGUGGAUACUGCAUUACCUUGUGCCUUUGCAAUCCCACAUCCUGCAUUUCUAGCACUAUGCCAACCUGGGCAGUUGGCUGUCAUUCGAGUUUGUGUUCCUUCCUUUGCAUUGGUCAGUUGCACUGUGUAUUAUAUAUCUUACCCUGGGGGUCCCCAACCUUCUUGUCCCUGCAGGCACCUUUAGAAUUCUGACACAUGGUGAUGGGUGAGGUGAUAAAAUGGCUACCUUCCAAUAUAUGGCUGCAUAUGACUUUUUUAUUCUGUUAUUUCUUUAUCUGUUUAUUGCCUUAUUUAUAAUCUGAUAUAUGCUGGCGCCCAAAGUUAAAAGCCUAGGGGUGCUCUUGGAUCCUUCUUUAACAGUGGAGGCCUAAGUUGCUGCCACUGCCAGGUCAGUCCUUUACCAUCUGCGGAUGGCAAGGCAGUUGGUCCCCUUUCUCGAAUGCGACAACUUGGCAACAGUGAUCCAUGCUACAGUCACCUCGAGACUGGAUUACUGUAAUGCUCUCUACAUGGGGCUGCCCUUGUUCCAAAUCUGGCGACUCCAGCUAGUGCAGAAUGCUGCAGCCAGGCUGCUUAUGGGAGUUCCUUUACGGGAACACAUUCAGCCUGUGCUGAAAGCGCUGCACUGGCUACCGAUAAUGUACCGGAUUCGCUUCAAGGUGCUGGUUAUUACCUUUAAAGCCCUGCAUACCUUAGGGACCGCCUUUCCCUGCACAUGCCCCAGCGAGCUCUUAGGUCCGGGUCUCAAAACCUGUUGACAGUUCCCAGCAUCAGAGAAGCGAAGCUCAAAACAAUGAGAGCCAGGGCCUUUUCCGUUGCUGCCCCUAGCUGGUGGAAUGAGUUGCCGGAGGAGGUUAGGGCCCUGCGAGAGCUCUUACAGUUCCGCAAGGCCUGCAAAAUGGCACUUUUCCACGAGGCAUUUACAUGAAUGGUAACAUCUGCAGCAAUGGGACUGGCCCAUAGAACACCACCAAUGGCCUACUUCACUGCACUGUGGAGAUCCUGAGACCUCUGAGUAUAGCUAACCACCAGAACUUAAAUCGCUGCCUGAAAUUAUGAUAGUAGCACAUGCAAUUGUUUUAAAUUAUUUUUACAUUUUAUGUUUUUAUUGUUGUUUAUUGUAUCAGUCACACAAAUGUGUUUGCGUCGACCCUUGGUUUGUGAGCCGCCCUGAGCCUGCCUUUGGUGGGGAGGGCGGGAUAUAAAUUAAAUUAAUAAAUAAUAAAUAAAUUUGCCAAUAAA
This is a messenger RNA of Heteronotia binoei (common prickly gecko), 3433 nucleotides long. Its product is annotated as E3 ubiquitin-protein ligase TRIM7-like. Bases 56 to 1681 code for a protein of 541 amino acids. The record is from RefSeq and is a predicted model, not a curated record. NCBI's taxonomy places the organism in Eukaryota, Metazoa, Chordata, Lepidosauria, Squamata, Gekkonidae. Gene Ontology annotation, molecular function: protein binding; zinc ion binding. The transcript has 8 exons.